CGCGUGCGCCGCGACCGUGCGGACGUCCCGCCGAGUGGGGCCUGCGGCCGAGGGCGUGCUGACUGGCGGCCGCGCUCGGUGCCGCCUGCCUCACCUCGCGCGAGCUGCAAGGUACUGAGCUGACAUGAAGCAGUUGCCUGCGGCGACAGUUCGCCUCCUGUGCAGUUCUCAGACUAUCGCCUCUGUGGCCAGUGUUGUGAAAGAGCUUGUUGAGAACUCCUUGGACGCUGGAGCUACCAGCGUCGAUGUGAGACUGGAGAACUAUGGAUUUGAUAAAAUUGAAGUACGGGACAAUGGCGAGGGCAUCAAGGCUGUUGAUGUACCUGUGAUGGCGGUGAAAUACUACACCUCAAAGAUAAGCAGUCAUGAAGACCUUGAAAAUCUGACCACCUAUGGUUUUCGCGGUGAAGCCUUGGGGUCAAUAUGUAGUGUUGCAGAGGUGGUAGUCACAACAAGGACAGCUGCUGAUGACUUUAGCACCCAGUAUGUUUUAGAUGGCAGUGGUCACAUACUUUCUCAGAAACCUUCACAUCUUGGUCAAGGUACAACUGUCACUGUUCUAAAGUUGUUUAAGAAUCUGCCUGUAAGAAAGCAAUUUUACUCAACAGCUAAAAAGUGUAAGGAUGAGCUAAGAAACGUACAGGAUCUUCUCAUAAGCUAUGGUGUUCUUAAACCUGACUUAAGGAUUAUCUUUGUACAUAAUAAGGCAGUCAUUUGGCAGAAAAGUAGAGUAGCAGAUCACAGGAUGGCACUCAUGUCAGUUCUGGGAACCGCUGUGAUGAGCAACAUGGACCCUGUUCAACACCACUGUGAAGAGUCUCAGCUUUACCUAAGUGGAUUCUUUCCAAAGCGUGAUGCAGACCACAACGCCACAAGUCUUUCAACCCCAGAGAGAAGCUUCAUCUUUAUUAAUAGUCGACCAGUACACCAAAAAGAUAUACUAAAGCUAAUCCGACGUUAUUAUAAUUUGAAGUGCCUAAAGGAAUCUACACGCUUGUAUCCCAUUUUCUUUCUGAAAAUUGAUGUUCCUUCUGCUGAGGUGGAUAUAAAUCUAACACCAGAUAAAAGUCAAGUAUUAUUACAGAAUAAGGAUUCUGUUUUAGUUGCUCUUGAAAAUCUACUGAUGACCCAUUACGGACCACUACCCAGUACAGAUUCUUAUGAAAAUAGCAAAGAAGAUGUUUCCUCAGCCAACAUGGUUGUUAGUGAAACAGCAGAAACAGAUGUGCUUUUUAAUAAAAUGGAAUCAUCUGGAAAUAGUUAUCCAAAUGCUGAUACCUCGACUAUGCACAUCCAGGAUGAUGAAUCUAGAAAAAACACUCAUCAUUAUUUAAAUCAACAAAUAAAUAUAGACAAGCACUGUGAUGGCCAUCUCAGUAGUGAACAUUCUAGCAUUAGUAGAGACCCUAUAAGUACAUUUAAAAAUAUUCCCAUGGAUAAUUUAUCAUCAGAGGACAUGCGGAGUAAACACAGUAAGACUCAUUUUGCAGGCUCUAAUGAGCAUAUCCAAGGGGAAAAUGGUAGAAAUGGUACAGAAGAAAAUGGGGAGAAUAGCGGAGAAGCAUUCCCUGCAGAAUCUCUAGAAAUUUGUGCAGACGACUGGAGCAAGGGAAAUGUGUUUAAUUCGAUGGGAGAGAAUAUUGAACCUGUGAAAAUUUUAGUGCCACAAAAAAGCUUGACUUGUAAAGUGAGUAAUAAUAGUCACCCAAGCCUUCAACCAAAGAAUCUCAGUGAUGGUCUUUGUGGCAAAACACCAAAUGUAAUAGAUAGUAGAUCUGGGCAGCUUACAGCCUAUGAUUUAAUUAGCAAUCGAGCAGUCAAGAAGCCCAUGUCAGCAAGUGACCUGUUUAUCCAAGAUCAUCGUGCUCAGUUCCUCGCAGAAAAUCCCAAGACUGGUUUGGAGGAUGCCGUGGCACAAAUUAAAGCUCUGUGGGAGACACUGGGUGAAGAGGAAAAACAGAAAUAUGAAGAAAGAGCUAAAAAAGACUUGGAGCGAUACAAUAAUCAAAUGAAGAAAGCUACUGAACAGGAGCCACAGGUUUCGUUAAAAGAUGGCAGAAAAAAGUUAAGGGCUGCCAGUGUGUUGGGCCUGACACAGAAGAACAAGGUGAAAGCCUCCUCUAAUCAGCUGAAGCUUGAUGAGCUCCUUCAGUCCCGGAAUGAAAAGAAGAGGAGUGAAAAUAUUAAAAUAGCAGAGAUCUCCUUUUCUAUGGAAAACUUAAAAGUGAGUUUUAAGAAACAAAAGACAAUUGACUUAGAAGACAAGGAUGAGAUUUGCCUGGUCCACAGUCUCAAGUUUCCUGAUGCAUGGCUGGUUGCAUCUAGAACUGACAUCAUGUUACUGAAUCCGUACAGAGUAGAGGAAGCCCUGCUAUUUAAAAGACUUCUGGAGAACCAUAAACUCCCUGCAGAACCACUGGAAAAGCCAAUUGUGUUAACAGAGAGUCUUUUUAAUGGAUCUCAUUAUUUAGAGGUUUUACAUAAAAUGUCGACAGUUGACCAGAGAUGCAGUGGAUCAGCUUACCUAUGUGACCCUCGUCUUACAGCAAAUGGUUUCAAGAUAAGAUUGACACCAGGAGUUUCCAGUACUGAAAACUACUUGGAAAUAGAUGGCAUGGCUAAGUGUCUCCCGUUCUAUGGAGUAAUGGAUUUAAAGGAAAUUCUUAACGCUAUAGUAAACAAAAAUGCAAAGGAGAUUUAUGAAUGUAGACCUCGAAAAGUGAUAAGUUAUCUAGAGGGAGAGGCAGUCCGUCUGUCCAGACAGCUCCCCAUGUACUUACCAAGAGAGGACGUCCAAGAUCUUAUCAGUAGAAUGAAGCAUCAGUUCGGGAAUGAAAUUAAAGAGUGUGUUCAUGGUCGCCCAUUUUUUCAUCAUUUAACUCAUGUUCCAGGAACUUCAUGAUCAAGCUUAAUGACAAUUAGUUACUGUUGAAAUUUAUAAUGGUCCUUAAACUAUUUUGUAUUAUCAUGUAUCAAAGUUUGUUUACUGGAAAAGGUUUUUAAAAGUUGUAAAAUAUGUAUAAAUAAAUAAUAUGCAGUAUUGA
Molecule: messenger RNA, 3044 nt
Organism: Meriones unguiculatus (Mongolian gerbil)
Lineage: Eukaryota; Metazoa; Chordata; Mammalia; Rodentia; Muridae
Gene: Pms1
Product: PMS1 homolog 1, mismatch repair system component
Exons: 13
Coding region: 125-2902 (925 amino acids)
Biological process (GO): mismatch repair
Cellular component (GO): MutLalpha complex
Molecular function (GO): ATP hydrolysis activity; ATP-dependent DNA damage sensor activity; ATP binding
Source: RefSeq, a predicted model, not a curated record